CUCAGAGUCGUCAGAAAUCUUCCGCCGAUCAUCAUCGACGAGACAUUCAGUUCGAGGUUGGCGAGCCAGCCUUUCUCAGAGUUCGUCCGAUUCGCGAAGUUGUGCGAUUCGGAAAGAGAGGGAAGCUGCACCCUCGAUUCAUCGGUCCGUUCGAGGUUCUCGAACGAGUAGGUGAGGUCGCGUAUCGUUUAGCUCUACCUCACGAGUUAUCAGGCAUUCAUAAUGUAUUUCACGCAUCAAUGUUGCGUAAGUAUGUGUGCGACCCCGAUCAUGUCAUUCCUCAUUCAGAUAUUCAGGUUCAGUCAGAUCUUUCGUACGAGGAGCGACUGGUAGCUGUUCUGGACCGUCAUGUUCGUCGGCUCCAGAAGCGAGAUAUUCCCCUCGUGCGCAUUCA
Messenger RNA from Striga hermonthica, 394 nucleotides. Lineage: Eukaryota; Viridiplantae; Streptophyta; Magnoliopsida; Lamiales; Orobanchaceae. The record is from the annotation of a GenBank genome assembly.